ACCACUCUCUCUCUCUCUCAUUGACGCAUUUGUUGUCGCCUCAACUGCUUCAUCGCGACGCUGCGGGAGAUGAGGGAGCCCAAAAGCCCACCAUCUCCUUCAAGCAACACAAUCGAACCCGCCAUUGCUGGGACGAGAAGAUGAACCUCAGAAGACUUGGAACCGCGUGAGGUCUCCCAAGAAUCGCCGCAGACACGUUAGGGUUCGCAAUCAGAUACGCCAACGACCUCGCAUACUCCGCCUAGGUGUCGCCGCCGCCACUGACUCCAGCAGCCAGUCCACGACGGCGCCGCCGCCUUCCCCGUUGAUCGUGGCCCUGCGGGCGGAGUUCGCGGUGGCGAUGUCCGCAAGAAGCGCCGUGACACGAAUCUCAAAGUCGGAGCGGACCUCGUGGUUCACCGAGGAUAGCACCGAGCGCAACGACUGCCAGAGUACCGCGGCGGCGACGCCGGUGUGCUUCGCGUGGUGGAAAAUCCGGUCGAAGGAGUUCACUGCCUUGCGCACGGCGCGCUCUGCGCCCUCAUGUAGAGGAUUCGUGCCUCUUUCGCUGCGAUAUAAUUUUCUCAUGUGCCAAUACAGAGACAAAGAAGCUCCAAAAUUAACUGAAAGUGGUUUCCAGUUUUUGCUGAUGGAUACAAAUGCACAGCUUUGGUACAUUAUCAGAGAAUAUAUCUCUAAUUCUGAGGUAGCUCUAACUUUUUUUUUAAUGAUAUUUUUUCCAUUUGUUUUCUAAUGUUCUUCAUCAUCCAAUUUGAUGCAAGAUAGAGGUGUUGAUGCAGCUGACCUUAUCUCAUUCAUGCUGGAAUCAGUUUUCAUGGCAUAGGAUGGCUUAUUCUUCUCCUCCUAUUUCCUUCU
Molecule: messenger RNA, 855 nt
Organism: Glycine soja
Lineage: Eukaryota; Viridiplantae; Streptophyta; Magnoliopsida; Fabales; Fabaceae
Exons: 2
Coding region: 341-733 (130 amino acids)
Biological process (GO): nucleotide-excision repair
Cellular component (GO): transcription factor TFIIH core complex; transcription factor TFIIH holo complex
Molecular function (GO): ATPase activator activity; double-stranded DNA binding
Source: RefSeq, a predicted model, not a curated record